This is a messenger RNA of Loxodonta africana (African savanna elephant), 5170 nucleotides long. RefSeq names its product short chain dehydrogenase/reductase family 42E, member 2 (gene SDR42E2). The record is from RefSeq and is a predicted model, not a curated record. Gene Ontology annotation, biological process: steroid biosynthetic process. Gene Ontology annotation, molecular function: 3-beta-hydroxy-Delta5-steroid dehydrogenase (NAD+) activity. The coding region runs from base 115 to 2178 and encodes 687 amino acids. NCBI's taxonomy places the organism in Eukaryota, Metazoa, Chordata, Mammalia, Proboscidea, Elephantidae. The transcript has 9 exons.
GGUGGCCCCACGGCGCUCAGCUCCGCGCGGAGAAGACGCAGCGCUGGAAGCACUAAGCACCGCGGGAGCCGCGGCCAGGCGAACAGAUCCAGGGCCCACAUGGAGGAGUAGAAGAUGAAGCCUACCCCCACAGGCUCCUCCCCAGAGGCCUGCAAAGCCACCAACCAAGGCGAUAAGAGCUGCCCUGUCUGCCGCGCCUGGGGAGGGGUCUCAGGCCUAGGGUCUGACUUAGGGUAUCAGUCAGGACCCAGAAUGGGGACUGGUAUAAUGCCAGGGUCUAGGAUGGGGCCUGGUGGUAUUCCAGGGCCUAGACCAGGACCUGGUGCAGUACCGGGGUCUGGGUCAGGGCCUGGUGCAGUUCCACAGCCUGCACCAGGGCCUGGUUUAAUGCCAGAGUCUGGAUCAGGGUCUGGUGCUGUCCCAGGGUCUGGUCCAGGGCCUGGUGUAGUACCGGGGCCUGGGCCUGGACCUGGUGUUGUCUUAGGGCCUGUGCUGGGGCCUGGUGCUGUUCCAGGGCCUGGGCCUGAACCCGGUAUUGUGCCAGGUCCUGGUGUUGUCUCAGGGCCUGCGCUGGGGCCUCGUGCUGUUUCAGGGCCUGGGCCGGGACAUGAUAUUAUCUCAGGGCCUGGGCCUGGGCCUGGACUUGGUACUGUUCCAAGACGUGAACCUGGACCUGGUGCUGUUGCAGGGCCUGGGUCGGGGCCUGGUGCUGUCAUAGGGCCUGGUACAAUGCCAGAAUCUCGGUCAGGGCCUGAUGCUCUCCCAGGGCCUGGGCUGGGACCUGGUACUGUUCUAGCACCUGGACAAGGGACUAGUAUGGUUCCAGGGCCUGGGCUGGGUCUGGGGCCUAGACCAGGAGCUGGCUCAGUAGCUGGGCCAGGAACUGCACCAUUACCUAAGCCGGGCCCAGAGUCAAGGACUGGGCCCAAACAGGAGUCUGGAGCUGGGCCCAAACCCAAGGAGCCAAUGACAUCCCGAACACCAGCACCACAGCAGAAGACUCAGGCCAAACCCACCCAGGCUCCUAGGCGGAAGGUUCUGGUGACGGGAGGAGGAGGCUACCUGGGCUUUAGCCUGGGUUCUAGCCUGGCCAAGCACGGCACCUCUGUCAUCCUGCUCGACCUUUGCAGACCCCAGUGGGAGCUGGCUCCAGGGACUGAGUUCAUACAGGCUGACAUCCGAAACGAACGAGCCCUCUACCGCGCGUUUGAAGGGGUGGACUGUGUCUUCCACGUCGCCUCCUAUGGAAUGUCUGGUGCUGAGAAGCACAUGGACCACUAUUCCCGAACCAAAGCCAUCGCCGACCAGUUGACCCUGAUGGCCAAUGGAACGCCUCUUCCAGGAGGAGGCACUCUGCGGACAUGCGUGCUCCGGCCCCCAGGCAUCUACGGGCCUGAAGAGCAGAGGCACCUGCCCCGAGUGGCGAGCCACAUCAAGAAGAGGCUGUUCACGUUCCGAUUUGGGGACCGCAGGACGCGGAUGAACUGGGUCCAUGUGCACAACCUGGUGCAGGCACACGUGCUGGCGGCCGAGGCCCUCACUGCGGCCAAGGGCUUCGUGGCGAGCGGGCAGGCAUAUUACAUCAAUGACGGGGAAAGUGUCAACCUCUUCGAGUGGAUGGCCCCACUGUUUGAGAAGCUGGGGUACAGCCAGCCCUGGAUCCAGGUGCCUACUUCCUGGGUUUACCUGACAGCCACAGUGAUGGAGUAUCUACACCUGGCCCUCAGGCCCAUCUACAGCAUCCCACCACUGCUCACCCGGAGUGAGGUAAGUGGGCUGGCUGCCUGGGGAGCCCCUGUGCCCUGGGAUCCCCUCACUUCCCUUCCCGCCCCUUCCGCACACCACCACCGCCUCCACCCCUCAUCCCUUCAACACCAUGGCUCAGUGCUUGUUCAGAAUCUUCUAGUAGGCCCAAACCUCAUGAUGGUUCCUUUGGAAUCAUUCCAACCUCCAGGCUUUUGCUUACGCUGUCCCCUCUGGGUCUGCAUUGCCACCAUUCCAAGCCCAUCCCUUCUUGCUGUUAUUUCAGUCAUAAGCAGCUUCAUUCAUUUCAUUCAUUCCCAGCCAGACUGGAGGCUCCCAGAGGCAGGUUCCAUGAUGUUCACUUUUCUGAACACCACCACUUGUCACAAACCUCGCCAACUCUCAACACAUACACCCACAGCCUGGUGGUUCUAGGCUCACUUCUUACUUAUUAUUAUUACUUAUUAGUAAGAAGUACCUAUUGUGUACAGAAUACUAUUCUCCAGUGCUAGUGAUGAUACAGCUUUAUAUUUCUUAGGACAUACAGUUUAAAAGAGAUGUUUUAAUGCAGAUUGUAAACAGUAAAGCAACAAGGUAGUGUUGGUGGUGUUACUUGCAAAACACUUCCAGUCCACUGUCUCAUUUAAUUCUCUCUGAUGUCCCCUAAGUUACCAGUUGCCACUAAGUCAAUUCCGAUUCAUGGCAACCUCAUGUGUGUCAGAGUGGAACUAUGCUCCAUAGGGUUUUCAGUGGCUGCUGUUUCAAAAAUAGAUUGCCAGGCCUUUCUUCCAAGGUGCCUCUGAGUAGACUCAAACCUGCAACCUUUCUGUUAGCAGCUGAUCGCACUAACAGCACCACCCAGAGACUCUGUCCCCCAAGUUAAGAAGGGCAAAAAGAUUAUGAGCUUCUUGUUACAAUGAGAAGCUGAACACUGGAAAGGUCAGUGACUUGUCCAAGGACACACCGUACUGGGAUCCACUUCAGACUCCAAAUCCAGAGUUCUGUAACUCUGGUGUGGAGCAGGGGUGGGGUGGGGUGUGGGUCCCGAGAAAGAAGCAAUUACCUAUUACUUCUCUUUUGAGCCACCCAAAGGCAACAGAGGAGGGAGAAAAAUAGCAGUGACCAUUUACUGAGUGGUAACUAUAUGCCUUUUCUUUUUUUUUUAAACUAUAUGCCAGGCACUGUGCUUUAUCUCAUUUAAUCUUCACUACUACUCUUUUGGAGUGCUGGUGGUGCAGUGGUUAAGUAAUAUGGCUGCUAACCAAAAGGUCCACGGUUUGAAUCCACCAGCUGCUCCUUGGAAACCCUACAGAGUCAGUUCUACCCUGUCCUAUAGGGUCACUAUGGGUUGGAAUCCACUCAACAGCAAUGAGUUUUACUACUCUUUAAGGUGUAGAUUCUAUUCUCAUCUCCCUUUACAGAGGAGGAAAUGAGACACACAGUGGUGAAAUAACCUGCCCAUGGAAACCCUGGUGGCGUCGUGGUUAAGAGCUACGGCUGCUAACCAAAAGGUGGGCAAUUCAAGUCCACCAGGUGCUCCUUAGAAACUCUAUGGGGCAGUUCUACCCUGUCUUAUAUGGUUGCUGAGUCCCUCUUGAUCACUCCAGAAGUGGCAGCACUGGGCUGGGAUUUAAAUGCACGUGGAAGGGAUUUUCAGCUCAGCGAUCUUAACCACUAGCUUGUAAACUGACUCAGGAAUCACACCCAUGUAAUAAAAUAGCUGCCAAGGUGCUACCCAGUUGUGUUCCAGCAGGGACUAUGCUCUCCUCCCUCUUGUCUAACUUGUGGGAUUCCCUGUUCAGAUCAGAGGCAAAGGAGCUUAGUUAGCUAGGGAAGUUUCUGGGCUAUGGCUUGGGUGCUCUCUGCUGGUCACUCUCAGACACACCAACCAGCCUUUCAUUCAUUUAACAUUUCUUGAGCACCUACCAUGUGCCGGGCACCAUGCUGAGCAAUGGCGGCGACAAGUCCUGGUCCUUAUCUCAGGGAGCCCACAGUCCAAAGGGGAAGACAGCCUGGUAACCUGGCAACUUAAUGCACUAUAAUAAGAGCAGUUAUAGGGGAAAUUAUGAGGACCUUCACACAAGGAGUCCUGGUGGUACAGUGGUUAAGUCCUUGGUUUCUAACCAAAAGGUUGGUUGAAUUCACUAGUCACUUUGUAGGGGAAAGAUGUGGCAGCCUGCUUCUGUAAAGAUUACAGCCUUGGAAACCCUAUGGGUCUGUUCUACUCUGUCCUAUAGAAUCACUAUGAGUUGUUAUCAACUCGAUGACAGUGGGUUUUUUGUUUUUUUUUUCACAUCACACAUGUAAAUCGGCUCUGAAGAAGUUAGGGAGGCUUCCCAAAGGAGGUGACAUCUAGCUCACAGAUGUAUCCCUGCAUAGGUGCUUAGUAAAUAUUUUUGGAAUAAUCCUACCUCUGCACCCCUCCCCCAAAAGCCCUAACUUACUAGCUGGGGCUCAAAGGGACAAGCACUGGCCUCUGUCCCCCAACCAUCCAAGACCAGCAGCUUGACCCUAGAGACUGUUUCAAUGGCCAGAGAGAAUCAAGCAGCAGGUGGACCCCUCCCCAGGGUCGGGCUGAGGAACAGUGGAAGGAGGUGGGAGGGCAUUUCUGGUCAGGACCUCAGCAUAGCAGGAAGAGCAUGGGCUAGAAUCUGGCUCCUCCGCGUGACCCUGGGCAAGGCACUUAGCCCCUCUAAUCUUCAUUUCCAAAUAUGCAAUGAUAAGGUGGUAGUUCCUUCAGCGGAUUAAAUAAAACUGGGAAAGGAGUUAGCCCAGGUCAGGGACAGAGUGCUUAGUAACUGAUAGCUGUCAACAUUACCCCUUGAAACUGAUGGGCCAUUUGACAUGAGGAAAACGCAGCUCAGGCCCUGGAGAGUAAUCACUUCUGCAUAAUUGCAUUCCUCUCUAUAGGGUCGCUGAGUCUAAAUCGAUUUGACAGUAGCGUGUUGUUUUGGAGUUUUUUUUUUUUUUUUGGUUCUUAGGGAAAAGCAGUAAAUCAGAGAGGGCAUCUGGCCAGAUUUGGUGCAGGGUUAGGGGCAAGAAGCUGAGGCUGUGUCCUGGGGUCAUUUUCCCCUAGAGCCGCACCCAUGCCACAGGCAGGGCUUCAGCUUCUUUUAGGGGACUCACAAGAGUGUGCCUAGGGCCUUCGGAGUCCCAGUAGCACCAGGCUAGGCCGGGGAGGAGGAGCGCAGAGGUAGGGCCUUUGCUUCCUGGGAACGGAGGUGGGGUGCUUUAUGGGCUGCGAGUUCAGCGGGGCUGAUGGAGGAGAUGCAGAGAAGGCAUCCUGGAGCCGGCGCCCCCGAGGAAAACGGAGACGGCAGCCGAGGGCACACAGCACACAGGUCCUUUUAAGUCGCUGGGGAGGAGGCUCCCUCCCCAAGCCCACUAGUCCCAGCCCCGGCGUCCCGCCCCUCGGCUGCCCCGCCUC